Rotaria sordida is the source of this 1458-nucleotide messenger RNA. NCBI's taxonomy places the organism in Eukaryota, Metazoa, Rotifera, Eurotatoria, Philodinida, Philodinidae. The record is from the annotation of a GenBank genome assembly.
AUGAUUUCUAAUAUGAUAUUAAUAAAUAAUACAAUGAACAAAAUAAAUCAUAUAAAUAUAACAAAAAAUAAAUUAUCAUCAUCAGAUUUAUCUUCACAUAUUGAAGAAUCAUUUGAUUUAACAUGGAAUGAUAUUUUAUAUGAUGGUGGAUUAGGCACAUGGUUACCACGAUCAUCUUUUCGUUGGUUAACAAUAUCUAUUUGUAUGAUUGGUAUUAUUGGUAAUACAUUAGCUGUUUGUACAUUACUUCGUCGACGAAUGCGUACUCUUUCAACUUACGCUUAUUUAACAGCAUUAUGUUUAUCAAAUAGUGUCACUUUAUUGUCGGUAAUUAUAUUUGAAUUAGAAAUAUUAUUUGUUCCAAGCCGUUUUAAUUGUAUAUUUGUUGCAUUAGCAAAAGCACUUGCUUCAAGUACAUUUGCUCUAUCAACUUGGAUUACAGUUUGUUUUACUGUUGAUCGAUAUAUUAUGAUAUGUUUUCCAUUUACCGGUGAAAAAAUGUGUACACGUCGUAAUGCAUUAUUUGUUUUAAUUUUAUGUUUAACUUUAGCAUUAGGAUAUUUAAUACCACAAAUAUUAGCAAAUUCAUGUCAUGCUAUGCCAAAUGUAAAUUCAUAUAAUAAAACAAAUGAUCAUAUAAAUUUAUCAAUUGAUUAUAAUAAUCAUUAUUCAAAUCAAACAGAAUUAUUUUUACCUAUAUUUUGGGUAUCAAGUUUAAGUGAAAUAGGUAAAUCAUUAGCAUAUCGUUUAACAAUAACAUUAUUUGUUAAUUGUUUUCUUGUACGUAUAAUACCAUUUCUUGUUGUAUUUAAAUUAAAUUUACAUCUUAUACAUACACUUUCAACAACGAAACGACGUUAUCGACAAAUGAAUCCUUAUGAACAAAAACGUAAUGAUGUAACACAUAUGCUUGUUAUUGUUAUUUCAAUUUAUCUUGUUUGUAUAAUGCCGUCCAUACCAUUUGCUGCAUUUUUUGCUUAUGAUCCGGAUAAAUAUGUUGAUAUAUCAUAUCAUUAUCGUUCAUUUCAAUAUUUAGAUGAAUUUGGUAAAUUUUUAAUGAUAUUUAAUUCUGCAUCACAAUGUUAUUUAUAUAUAUUUUUUGGUAAACGUUUUCGUCGUGAAUUAACACGUUUAUUAUGUUGUUUUUGUACAAAAUAUUUCUAUAUGCCUAUACCACAACAUAAUACUAAUAGUGAUUGUGAAACACGUUUACAAGAUUUUGGUAAUAAUGAUGGAUUUGAACUUGUACUUAGUGGUAAAUGGUCACUUGAUCAACGACAAGAUUCUAUAGCUGGAAUAGAAUUUAGUUUUCAUCAUCCAAGACGAUGGAGUCGUUUAACAUCAUCAUCAGCAACAACAACACAUUCAGAAUCUGAUUUUAGUGAUAAUCGAAUUAAUUUUGGUAUAUUAAAAACUUUUAAAAAUCGUGUUGAACAAUUAUUUGUUCGUUUUAAAUAA